This is a messenger RNA of Cylicostephanus goldi, 332 nucleotides long. Lineage: Eukaryota; Metazoa; Nematoda; Chromadorea; Rhabditida; Strongylidae. The record is from the annotation of a GenBank genome assembly.
AUGGCUUAUCCAGAAGAUGCCCUAGAUUUUGCCCAAGCGUAUGUUGGAGGGCGCUGUCGACCCAUGGACGAAGACGCUUGCGAUGAUGAGGAUCUUGGCGUAAAAAUUGGCAUAGCCAGAGUGUACUUCGACGAGUUUUUCUAUCAUAAGUGCCAUGGUAAACAAAAUUUGGCUCUAAUAGAAUUACAAGAAGACGUACCUGCAGAAUAUCAUCAUGUUUGCCUUCCUUUUCUUUACGAUGCUGAAAAGCUGGCUAGAAGUCCUGAUCUGAGAAUGACCUCUUACGGGUACACUACGGAUCGUAAGAACCACUUCAGUUUGCUUAAUUGAUU